Candidozyma haemuli is the source of this 771-nucleotide messenger RNA. RefSeq names its product Csm3p (gene CSM3). Gene Ontology annotation, biological process: DNA replication checkpoint signaling; DNA damage response; replication fork processing. Gene Ontology annotation, cellular component: replication fork protection complex; nucleus. Gene Ontology annotation, molecular function: DNA binding. Bases 1 to 771 code for a protein of 256 amino acids. The transcript has a single exon. Lineage: Eukaryota; Fungi; Ascomycota; Pichiomycetes; Serinales; Metschnikowiaceae. The record is from RefSeq and is a predicted model, not a curated record.
AUGGAAGCACAAGAAGACACCUUGGGGCUCGACAAGCCCAUGAAAUUGGGUAGAGUGUCGAAGUUCCCUAAAAUCACAGAUGAACUUCUUUUUAACCCUACUAGAGGUCUUCCCCAAAUAACAAAGAACUACAAGAAACUUUCCAGAUCAAUCAAGAAGAACGAUAAAAGGCUUCACGAUAAGCUCAAAACAGAAACGUCUAAGAUGGCCGUGAAGAGAGCUAAGGUAGAGGCAGAGUUUGAAAACCUCGGAAAUGUCAUCCAAUUCUACCAGUUUUGGUGCCAUGGCUUCUUUCCAAGAGCUAACUUCAACGACUGCAUUCGUAUGCUAAGGACAUACAAGUCUGCCAGGCUUAAAGAAUAUAGAAGAAGUCUUCUAGAUAAUGAGCUUCAUAAGCUUAAGGUUGCAAAGGGCAUUAUCACUGAAGGUGACGAGGAACAGGGUCUACAGGCGGAGCUUGAUAAUGAUGAUUUGUAUGCGGCACCGGGAACCGCUGAUGGGGAGACUAGUAGCGUACCACAAGCUAACCUUAAUAACGGCCUGGACUUGGAAGAGGACGAUGGUGAUUGGGGCUUCAUGAAUGUUAAUGGCUCGAACACUAAUGGGCUCUUCAUAGGUGACGACGAUAACGACUUGGAGUCUGAGAGACCAGUGGAUCGUUUCGAUGAUGCACAGCCUAAACCUCAAGAAUAUGACGAAUACCCGCCGGAAGACGAUAUUGAAGAUGACUAUGAAGAGGAGUUUGCAGCAAUGCGCGAGAUGGGUAUGUAA